Messenger RNA from Plasmodium vivax (malaria parasite P. vivax), 477 nucleotides. RefSeq lists its product as hypothetical. NCBI's taxonomy places the organism in Eukaryota, Apicomplexa, Aconoidasida, Haemosporida, Plasmodiidae. The record is from RefSeq and is a predicted model, not a curated record. Gene Ontology annotation, biological process: proteasome assembly. Bases 1 to 477 code for a protein of 158 amino acids. The transcript has 3 exons.
AUGAUCCAAUUGAACCGGACGAACGAAACGAACAAGGCUUGUUGGGGGACGGCGGAUGAUGCCCCACCGAAGGAACGACACAGCGAGGAGAUGGCCACCUCCAUCCACAGAUAUGAGAGAGUAUACAUGAGCUACCUCCACCUGCAGUUUUGCAUCCUCGACUUUAAGGAUACCAUGUUCAUUUCGGUGACUGACGAACGGAACCAGUUGACAGACCUGCAGGCGUCCUACCCUCUGAAAUAUGCGGAUGCGGACAACACGGCGUGUCUGGUGGGAGAGCCCCACUCGCACGGGAACGACGUGGCGCGGCUGCUAGGCAUCAAGUUCAAGAUCCCCUUCUACGUGAGCGUCAACGUGGACGAGGGCGACGAGGGCCUGACGAACUUCAUCUUCUCCACCUGCCUGGAGAUGCUGAAGCCGCUGUUCAGCGCCCGGGGGGGCGCCCCAGGGGGCACCUGCGGGUCUACCCAGAGUUGA